This is a messenger RNA of Tribolium castaneum (red flour beetle), 1256 nucleotides long. RefSeq lists its product as uncharacterized. Gene Ontology annotation, molecular function: damaged DNA binding. The record is from RefSeq and is a predicted model, not a curated record. NCBI's taxonomy places the organism in Eukaryota, Metazoa, Arthropoda, Insecta, Coleoptera, Tenebrionidae. Gene Ontology annotation, biological process: DNA double-strand break processing involved in repair via single-strand annealing; DNA repair. The coding region runs from base 171 to 1217 and encodes 348 amino acids. The transcript has 7 exons.
UUUUGAUGCUUAAGAGUGAAUAACUGAUAAUUACCAAAUAGUCGACACAAGAAUUUCUCUGAAAAGCAUAAAAUCUAGCAAAUUUAAUUGUUUAUAAGCAUUUAUUGUAAAUAAGAAGUUAUUUGUGGUGACCGGCGACAUAACCUGAAAUUCUGAACUGAAAGUGAAAAAUGCCUUCAGAUUCUUACAAGGACUGGAUUUCCAUUUACAGUGACGAUAUUAAGACAACAUGGGAGGCAGAAAGGUCAGAACUUCGAAAAAUUUGUAUGAUUUAUUGUGCGUUUCAAACGGAACUAAACAGACUUAAAACCACGUUAAACGAUGAAAUAUCGUCCGUUAAGGCCGAAUUGCAAAAGCGGGACUUGCUGCUUAAGCGGAAAACCUUCAAAGGAUUGGCACAGUCGGAACAAUUCACCGAGUUAAUUCAGUUGGGAAAAGAAAACCAAAGCCCUUCUUUAAAACAGCUUAAUGACUCCAAAAGCGAGGCGUUUCUUAUCGAGUCGCCCAACACUUGCGCGUUUGUUAAAUCGCCCCCAAGCCCCAUUUUGAGCACUCGCACUAAGCAUUCGCCCCCUUCUUUUAAUAAAACGCCCAAAUGUGACGACUCAAACAUCAUGGAGUGUUCCAUAAUCGAGGACACGCCUGAUGUCAAGCCAAAAAAACGGCCAAAAUUGACGCAAAAAAGACAGAAAUUGAAAAAUAGGAGUAGACAAGACACCACUCUCACGCAGAUGUUUCUGAAGCCACGGAAGCCAAAGGAAAUUGAUUCGAAUUUGCCUUCAAUGUCUCUCGACGCAAUGAUUAAUUUGAUCAAUGAAAGCAGUGGUAGUGAGACUGAUGACGAGCUGAUGGGGCCCCCCGAUGGCCGUGAAAGUCCCGACAAAGAGCCGGAGCCCGCUGAUGUGACCAUUGACGGCCUUGAACCGAGGGACAGUCCCGUCAAUAGAGAGGAAGCCCCAAAGAUCGCGUUUGAGGAGGUGGUGCGGGGCAAACAGCGCAAAAAACUGAAGGGGUGGUCGUGCCAGGAGUGCGAAAAUUAUUACGGAGCCCUAAAUUUGCCCCCCGAAGAGUUGGAGAAGCGGAAAAAUGAGUGCUCGAGACAUAGGCGUAGGUUUAAGAGGAAUGAGACGUAUAGGGGAUUUUGGGAUUUGACGUUCGGGCCCUCGCCGAGGACCCAGAGUCCGGAGUCGAUGGUUUUCAAUUAUAAACGCAGCUAAUGAUUAUUAUUUAUUAGGUACAUUAAACUAUUACAAGUU